Molecule: messenger RNA, 3888 nt
Organism: Neltuma alba
Lineage: Eukaryota; Viridiplantae; Streptophyta; Magnoliopsida; Fabales; Fabaceae
Product: LRR receptor-like serine/threonine-protein kinase GHR1
Exons: 4
Coding region: 428-3613 (1061 amino acids)
Biological process (GO): protein phosphorylation
Molecular function (GO): protein kinase activity; protein binding; ATP binding
Source: RefSeq, a predicted model, not a curated record
UCGCUGUAGCUACAAUGCUGGUCUCUACUUCAGUUCUGGAACUGCACAAGCUUUACCGAGUUCUCCCUUUUGCUUCCUAAGUUUUGAUGUUUGAGUGGUCAUUUCAAGUUCAUCCUGAUUCCGCAUUGUGCCAAGGAAGUGAUUUUGGAAGCAGCUCAUGUUCGUGAAGAGAAGGUCUUGGUUUCUUUUGUUUCGACUGUAAAGAAGUGUUUGACUUAGUGUGUGGAUUUGAGCUCCACGGCUCAUUAAUCUUCUUUUACGAGGUUGAGAUUGCUUCUAUAACCAUUGGCGCUUCCUCAUUAUCGUGGAAGAAGGUACCCUGGCAUCUAAUUUGUUCAGGGAGAUAGUGGGUCUUGAAGCAAGAUAUCUGUUUGAACAAGAACCUUGAACUAUAUCUAAGUUGGCAUUACGUCAUUUAUUGGAGAAAAUGAAGCUCUUUAGUCUUUUGGUUUUAUCCUUAUCUUUCUUCUCUGUCAUGGGACAGCUUCCUUCGCAGGACAUCUUAGCAUUGUUGGAAUUUAAGAAAGGCAUCAAGCAUGACCCUACUGGUUAUGUCCUCAAUUCCUGGAAUGAAGAAUCCAUUGACUUUAAUGGAUGCCCAUCUUCAUGGAAUGGAGUUCUGUGUAAUGGUGGUAAUGUUGCUGGGGUUGUCCUAGAUAGCCUGGGUCUCUCUGCUGAGGCAGACUUGAGUGUUUUUUCAAACCUCACAAAGCUUGUCAGGCUUUCUUUGUCCAACAAUUCCAUAUCAGGAAGACUCCCUGACAACAUAGCAGACUUCAGAAGUCUUCAAUUUCUAGAUGUGUCCAAUAACCUUUUCUCUUCAUCCAUACCACAGGGAAUCGGUAAGCUAGCUAGCUUACUGAACUUGUCAUUGGCAGGGAACAAUUUCUCUGGUCCAAUUCCUGUCUCAAUUGCGGGGAUGUCAUCAAUCCAAUCUUUGGACUUGAGCCGUAACUCCUUUUCUGGAACACUGCCAGCUUCUUUGACUAAGCUGAAUAGCCUGGUAUCUCUCAAUUUGUCUCAUAACAGCUUCACUGGAAAGAUUCCCAAAGGUUUUGAUCUGAUGUCUGCUCUUGAAAAGGUUGACUUGCACGGAAAUAUGCUUGAUGAUCAACUAGAUAUUAAGUUUAUGCUUUUAACAAGUGCCAGUUAUGUUGAUUUUAGUGAUAACAUGUUAGUGAGUUCUAACUCCCGGCAGCAGAGGUUUCUACCCCGAAUCUCUGAAAGUAUCAAGUAUUUGAAUUUAAGCCACAACCAGCUGAUUGGAUUGUUAGAUAGUGAAGGUGAGCAGCCACUUUUUGAAGACCUGAAGGUGUUGGAUCUUAGCUACAAUCAAUUGUCAGGAGAACUGCCUGAAUUUGAAUUUGUCUAUGAUCUCCAAGUCCUCAGGCUUAGCAACAACAGAUUUUCAGGAUUUCUUCCAACUGGCCUGCUCAAGGGAGACCCUUUGGUUAUAACCGAACUUGAUUUGAGUGCCAACAACCUCUCAGGGUCAAUAGGGUUGAUCACAUCAACAACAUUGCGCUCUUUGAAUCUCUCAUCAAAUGGUUUCACUGGUGAGCUGCCACUUCUAACAGGGAGCUGUGCGGUUCUUGAUCUUUCAAAUAACAAACUAGAAGGGAAUCUAUCCAGGAUGGUAAAAUGGGGAAAUAUAGAAUUUCUUGAUCUCAGUAGAAAUCAUUUGACAGGGCCCAUUCCUGAGGAAACUCCUCAGUUUUUACGAUUGAAUUAUCUGAACUUCUCCCAUAAUGAUCUUAGCGGCUUCCUCCCCAGAGUCUUAAUGCAGUAUCCGAAGCUAAGAGUGCUCGAUGUUAGUUCCAACGAGUUAGAUGGACAGCUUCCUGAUAAGCUGCUUGCUAUGACAACUUUGCAAGAGCUUCAUCUUGAAAAUAAUUUCAUUUCAGGUGGCAUUAAUUUAUCAUCUUCCCCUGGUGAAUCUGAUCUUCAGAUUCUUGAUCUUUCUCACAACCAAUUUAACGGGUACUUUCCUGAAAUUUUUGGAUCAUUAACUGGCCUGAAAGUACUCAAUAUUGCUGGAAAUAAUUUUUCUGGUUCUCUUCCAACUGCCAUUGGUAUGAGUUCAUUAGAUUCGUUGGAUAUAUCAGAUAAUCAUUUUACAGGUCCAUUACCAACUGACCUGCCAAAGGGACUAGAAAACUUUAAUGCUUCAUACAAUGAUCUGUCUGGUAUUGUCCCAGAAAAUCUUAGGAAGUUCCCCAGUUCUUCUUUCUAUCCUGGGAAUGCUAGGUUACGUUACCCAAAUGGUCCUCCUGGAUCAACCAAUAUGCCUGCUGAAGGUUCAAAGAAGAAGCCUAUGAGCACUAUCAUUAAAGUAAUAAUUAUAGUAUCAUCUGUGGUUGCGCUAUUCAUAGUAAUCCUGCUUGCAAUCUUCAUACAUUACGUACGCAUUUCAAGAUCUCCACCAGAAUAUGCUGCUAGUAAGGACAUACAUGGGCGUGCUCAACAAAACUUACCUGGCACAGGCCGUGCAACAGAUAGGGGUGGUGCUUUGGUUGUAUCAGCUGAGGAUCUUGUGACCUCAAGGAAAGGAUCGUCUUCAGAGAUAAUCAGCCCAGAUGAAAAAUUGGCAGCCACUGCUAUGUCCCCAUCAAAAAACAGCCACUUCUCCUGGUCACCAGGGUCUGGUGAUUCAUUCACUGCUGAAAAUUUUGCAAGACUUGAUGUGAGAUCACCUGAUAAGUUAAUAGGCGAGCUGCAUUUUCUUGAUGAUGCAAUAACGUUGACCCCCGAGGAGCUGUCAAGGGCCCCUGCUGAGGUUUUGGGGAGAAGCAGUCAUGGAACUUCUUAUAAGGCUACUCUAGAGAAUGGCUUGUUGCUGAGAGUGAAGUGGUUGAGAGAAGGAGUGGCUAAACAGAGGAAAGAAUUUGCUAAAGAGGCUAAAAAGUUUUCAAACAUCAGGCAUCCAAAUGUUGUGGGACUGAGAGGAUAUUAUUGGGGUCCUACGCAGCAUGAGAAGCUUAUUCUUUCAGACUACAUUUCUCCUGGAAGUCUUGCAACUUUUCUUUAUGAUCGACCAGGAAGAAAAGGCCCACCGUUAACCUGGGCCCAGAGACUGAAGAUAGCAGUUGAUGUAGCACGUGGCCUGAACUAUCUCCACUUUGAUCGCGCCGUUCCUCAUGGGAACCUCAAGGCAACAAAUGUGCUGUUAGAUACACCCGAUUUGAAUGCAAGAGUUGCUGAUUAUUGCCUUCAUCGGCUUAUGACUCAGGCAGGUACUACCGAACAGAUUCUUGAUGCUGGGGUUUUGGGAUAUCGUGCGCCAGAGUUAGCUGCUUCCAAAAAACCAACACCCUCCUUUAAAUCAGAUGUUUAUGCUUUUGGAGUGAUACUCUUGGAACUUUUAACUGGAAGAUGCGCUGGUGAUGUGAUAUCUGGUGAGGAUGGAGGUGUUGAUAUGACUGAUUGGGUGAGGUUGCGGAUGGCAGAAGGUCGAGGAUCAGAAUGUUUUGAUGCUGCGUUGAUGCCAGAAAUGGGAAAUCCAACUGCAGAAAAGGGGAUGAAGGAUUUCCUAGGAAUAGCCCUAAGAUGCAUUCGGUCUGUUUCUGAGAGGCCAGGUAUCAAGACAAUAUAUGAAGACCUUUCAUCUAUAUAGCAUGCCCAUCCUAACUACAUAGGUUUUGACAUGUGGGAAUUAAUAUCUCAUUGGUGUCCCAUUUGAACUAGAGUCUAGCUUCUCAACAUUGUUAGUUUGUGGGGUCAACUCUUGUGUAAAAUUUGAGAAUGCAAAUAUCUGUUUGCCGCAUCAUGGGUUAUUGUCUUUUGUCUAUCAUUGAAGAUAUGCAUGCCAUGACUAUGAUCAAUUGUUUACACUUUGCGAUUUCGAUGAACAAACAAUUGGUUAAUACAAAAGGAGAAUCUGAGGUUGCA